AUGCAAUUCUUGACCCAAACAAUCCUUUUGUUUCUUGCAACUGCUGUUCUUGCUAAAAACAUUCUUUUGAGUAACGAUGAUGGAUGGCAAGCAACCAACAUCAGAGCCACUUACUACAAGUUGAAAGAAGCUGGUCAUCAGGUGUGGUUAGUUGCUCCUGUUUCACAAAGAUCUGGUUUCGGUGGUAAAUUCGAUAUCCCAACUUCACCAACUUUGCAAACUGAUGGUGAAUUCAAGUACCCACCUGCCGGCUCUCCAUCAUGGGGUCACGAACAAGAUGACGAUCACAUUUGGUACUUCAACGGUACCCCAGCAUCAUCAAUUGCUUUCGGUUUGCAAUAUGUCCUCCCAGAGAAGUUCAACAACGUUUCAGUUGACUUGGUUGUUGCUGGUCCAAAUGAAGGUACCAACUUGUCACCAGGUAUGUUUACCUUGUCUGGAACCAUUGGUGCUACUUACAACUCAGUCUACAGAGGGUACCCAGCUGUUGCUUUCAGUGGAUCCAACUCCAACAACUCGUUCUUCAAGGACGGUUUGGACUUGAACGACACCAAGGAGCCAUCCACCAUUUACGCUAACAAAGUCACCGAAUUUGUCAACCAAUUGUUCAAGGUCCAAGGUAACAACACUAGAGCUUUGCCCAUUGGUGUUGGAAUAAACGUGAACUUUCCUAAAGUUGGUUACGAAAAUGAAUCAUGCUCUGAUCCAGCAUGGGUUUACACUAGAUUGACCGGUCAAUACGCCAGUGGAGCUGAUUUGAAAUACAAUGCUACUGCUAACUUGUUCCAAUACGCUCAAACCUCAUGGAAGCCACUUACCGUUUGCAACAACGGUGACUGCUCCUUGCCAUCAGAAAACUUGAUUGUUGAACACACCAAGUGCGCUUCUUCUGUUUCCGUCUUCGCUAUUGACUACGAUGCCAACUUGGGAAUCUCCAACCAAGUUGAAGGAUUGUUAGAUCCAUUGUUCAAAAAGCACUAG
Molecule: messenger RNA, 981 nt
Organism: Lodderomyces theae
Lineage: Eukaryota; Fungi; Ascomycota; Pichiomycetes; Serinales; Debaryomycetaceae
Gene: PHO100
Product: Pho100p
Exons: 1
Coding region: 1-981 (326 amino acids)
Molecular function (GO): nucleotidase activity
Source: RefSeq, a predicted model, not a curated record